AUGCCGCGCCUCCCUCCGUCUCCCCUGAAACUCGUUCACCGCCACCCCUCAAUCAUGGACGACUCUCCUGUUUCGCCUGGAACACAGGGUGCCAAUGGAUUUGCUCUUCAAAGCCCUGGAUCCCCACGGACUCCUCGUUUGUCUGCGCCACCAUCACCACUCAUGCCCCGCCAAAACCUAGAAGCUAUGGACGAGUCUCACCGGAAGUCUGUAGAUUUCUCUACUGAAACAGGCGGCAGUGGUGGUCUAGGAAACCUUGCCGAUGAGUUGGCAGAUGCAUGGGAGCAGGAGGAAGAUGGAUACGGUUAUGCCUCGGGGCAAGAAACUGCCCGGACUGGGUCCCAGCAGAUGGAACAGAGCGACAGCGAAGAUGCUUAUAUACAAUCGGUUCACGAUAUGCACUCCGGAUCACCAGGGUCAGAGUCGCCAGCCGGGAACCGUUUGCGAGCUCCUCAUCUCCGACAACACCGACGUGCGGAGUCACACUAUGAUGGCUCAGACUAUGGAAAUGACUCCGACCUCGACGGGUCUGCGGACAUCUCCCCCGCUUUGGAAAGCCAAAUGGCAGAUAUCGAAAGUCUCGCGCGGCGGGGCAUUGAGAACAACGGUAGUGAAAAUGACCAUGUCAUCCAACGAACAGUCGAGUCACUCCGGGAUCUUGGUGGACAGAGCGGGAUUGAGAAUAGUGCAAUGCGACUCAUCACUGCACAUUCCUCCAUUACAUCGCAUCUCACCCACCAAACCCGCACCCUUCAGUCUCUCAUCCACCCAAUUCUCUUCUCGUCAUUCCCUCUCCUAUCCGAAGACGCCAUUGACUCCCUUAUACCUCUGAUUGACGAAGGCCUCCUUCCGAACCUCCCAUAUCCGUUCCCUGAACACUCUCGCCGCGAUUCAAGACCAACCACACCCUCUCAACCUGCAGCCAACCCACUUGCCUCCCUGCAAGCUCUUAUCUCUCAAACAUCCGACAUCACCCUUUCUCUCCGCAGUCUGAGUGACACUCUCUACGAGUCUCGCCAGUUAACCUCCACGGCCUCACGGCGCCUCAGAUCUGCCCGCGAACUCGUCUCCGAUCUACGACGCGAGGAGGAAAGCCGCGAAGAGGGCUCACGAUGGCUCGAGCGCGGCGACUGGGAUCGCCGAUUGAAGGAUCGUGAAGCCGGCAAGGAGUGCGCAGAUGUUGUCGGCGGUUUUGAGGCCGUGUGUGGUGAGUGGCGUGAGAAGCUGUUCGGGGCUGGCGCCGAAGUAGCUGCGGCAUAA
Messenger RNA from Penicillium maclennaniae, 1260 nucleotides. RefSeq lists its product as uncharacterized. The transcript has 2 exons. Lineage: Eukaryota; Fungi; Ascomycota; Eurotiomycetes; Eurotiales; Aspergillaceae. The record is from RefSeq and is a predicted model, not a curated record. Bases 1 to 1260 code for a protein of 419 amino acids.